Arachis duranensis is the source of this 1464-nucleotide messenger RNA. Its product is annotated as transcription factor bHLH130. The transcript has 7 exons. The record is from RefSeq and is a predicted model, not a curated record. Gene Ontology annotation, biological process: regulation of transcription by RNA polymerase II. Gene Ontology annotation, molecular function: protein dimerization activity; DNA-binding transcription factor activity, RNA polymerase II-specific; RNA polymerase II cis-regulatory region sequence-specific DNA binding. Gene Ontology annotation, cellular component: nucleus. Bases 124 to 1326 code for a protein of 400 amino acids. NCBI's taxonomy places the organism in Eukaryota, Viridiplantae, Streptophyta, Magnoliopsida, Fabales, Fabaceae.
CAAAUUCUCAACUUUAAUUUGUUCUUCAAAGCUCUCUCUUUUCUAUAUGCUUCAGUUUCCAAACUCACAUGAAUAUAACAAAAUUUGAAUGAACACAUGUAAUUGUGAAGAAGAGAUAUAAAGAUGAGUGUUGUGUAUAGUCAUGCUUUAAAAUACUCCCAAGAAAUGGAUUCAAACAACAUUAAUUCUGGAUUAUUAAGGUACCGUUCUGCUCCAAGCUCAAUCCUCACAAGCCUUAUGGAUAACAUCCACCACGGCGGCGGCGGUGGCGGCAACGAAGAAGCCUUGAGAACUGAAUUGGAAAAGUUGAUCUCAUCCAACAACAAAAGCAAACAUGUUAACAAUUCUUCAGAGCAUUUGAAGAGAGAAGAAGGCAACAACAAUUAUAAUUACUCUUUUGGGUCUCAGAAUCAUGUUAUUUACCAAAACAACCAGCACUACCAUCAAAUUCAUCAAGGGUUGGCAAUGGCAUCAUCAUGUAAUAAUGGUUUUGAUGGAACAUUUUUUGGUGCAACGAACUCAGUGGAUUCAGAGAAUAAUAAUGAUAAUGGCACACAACAUAAAAUGGGUUCCAAUCUCAUUAGGCAAAAGAGUUCUCCAGCUGGUUUUUUCUCCAAUUAUUCAAUUGAUAAUAAUGGUACAACAACAUCAUCAAGAAGUAACAGUGGAUUGCAAUGCACUUUGAACUUCUCAUCAAGAUCAUCUUCUUGCUCCAAAAGCCGCAUGCCACAAAUUGUUGAGAGUGGAAAUGAAGGCAUGGAAUCAAAUUGUGUUGAAAAUAGAAACCUAAUAAUAAGGAGUGAUGAUAGUAAUAAUAAUAAUAAUAAUAAUGGCAGUACUAAGUGUUAUAUGCCAAGAUUCACUGGUGACGUUUGGGAUGCUUCUGAAUUCAAUUCCUCCAAAAGGGGCACUAACAAUGGUGAAAUCAUGUUUUCCACUUCAAAUGCUAUGGAAGCUCAGGAUGUAGAUUUUGGAUAUCAAAAGGUUGGUUUGACCCACCAUUUAAGUCUACCUAGUUCUUCUACCAAGAUUGGUGGCAUGGAAAAGCUUUUUCAAAUUCAAGGAUCUGCUCCAUGUAAGAUUAGAGCCAAGAGAGGAUUUGCCACUCACCCAAGAAGCAUUGCAGAGAGGGAAAGAAGAACAAGAAUAAGUGCAAGAAUCAAGAAACUACAAGACCUUUUCCCAAAAUCGGACAAGCAAACAAGUACUGCAGAUAUGUUGGAUUUGGCAGUUGAUUAUAUCAAAGGCCUUCAAAAACAAGUCAAGAUACUCACAGAUACAAGGGCAAAGUGCAACUGUUCAAGUAAUUAUCAGAAAGAACAAUGAUAUAGAGCCAUUGCUUGAUUUCUUGUCUUUGUAGAUAACAAAAUGAAGAAGGGAAUUGUUUUUACUUUUUGUAUUUUUUUCCCCCUUCACUUAUUAUAUAAGAUAGUGGUGAUAGUGAAGAUCUGAUAUUGUCACUUC